AUGUCAAAUAAUACCGAAAGUGCAGAAUUGGUAUCACAUGUGGAAACCAGUUUAUCAUUGCCCGAUAUUUUGCCCACACCCUCCAAAACAUACGAUAAAAAUCGAGCACCCAAAUUGCUGGGUCAACCGACAGUGGUGUAUUUUCAUGUGACCGUUUUAUCGUUAGAUUCCAUAAAUGAGGAGUCAAUGACCUAUGUAACCGAUAUAUUUUUAGCACAAAGUUGGCGUGAUCCACGUUUACGUUUACCUGAAAAUAUGAGUGAAGAAUAUCGUAUAUUGGAUGUGGACUGGCUGCACAGUAUAUGGCGGCCAGAUUGUUUUUUUAAAAAUGCCAAGAAAGUAACCUUUCAUGAGAUGAGCAUACCCAAUCAUUAUUUGUGGCUAUAUAAUGAUAAGACGCUGCUGUAUAUGUCCAAACUUACCUUGGUUUUGUCCUGUGCCAUGAAAUUUGAAUCAUAUCCCCAUGAUACACAAAUAUGUUCCAUGAUGAUAGAAAGUUUGUCGCAUACGGUGCAGGAUUUAGUAUUUAUUUGGAAUAUGACGGAUCCUUUAGUGGUGAAUAGUGAAAUUGAAUUGCCUCAAUUAGAUAUAUCAAAUAAUUAUACGACCGAUUGUACGAUAGAAUAUUCGACAGGCAAUUUCACUUGUUUAGCCAUCGUUUUCAAUUUACGUCGACGUUUGGGUUACCAUUUACUGCACACCUAUAUACCGUCGGCUUUAAUUGUUGUCAUGUCCUGGAUUUCGUUUUGGAUUAAACCGGAAGCUAUACCGGCUCGUGUCACCUUGGGCGUCACCUCGCUAUUAACAUUGGCCACACAAAAUACUCAAUCACAACAGUCACUGCCACCUGUGUCCUAUGUUAAAGCCAUUGACGUUUGGAUGUCCUCGUGUUCGGUAUUUGUAUUUUUAUCUCUGAUGGAAUUUGCUCUGGUCAACAAUUAUAUGGGGCCGGUAGCGACGAAAGCAAUGAAGGGUUAUUCAGAUGAGAAUAUCAGUGAUUUGGAUGAUUUGAAACAUCAUCAUCGUGAAUCAAUAAUUGAACCACAAUAUGAUACAUUUUGUCAUGGUCAUGCCACAGCGAUAUAUAUUGAUAAAUUUUCUCGUUUCUUUUUUCCAUUUUCAUUUUUUAUCUUAAACAUUGUCUACUGGACAACAUUUCUGUAAUAUUUAAGGACAUUUGUAAAAAGAAUCACACUUUUUUGUUAUUAAUAAUAAUAAAAACACAUACAUUUGUUUUAAAAAUGUUAUUACAAAAAAAACAAACAAA
Messenger RNA from Calliphora vicina (urban bluebottle blowfly), 1267 nucleotides. It is a transcript of the gene HisCl1, whose product is annotated as Histamine-gated chloride channel subunit 1. Gene Ontology annotation, cellular component: plasma membrane; synapse; neuron projection. Bases 1 to 1164 code for a protein of 387 amino acids. Gene Ontology annotation, molecular function: excitatory extracellular ligand-gated monoatomic ion channel activity; transmitter-gated monoatomic ion channel activity involved in regulation of postsynaptic membrane potential; transmembrane signaling receptor activity. The transcript is spliced from 7 exons. Gene Ontology annotation, biological process: nervous system process; regulation of membrane potential; chloride transmembrane transport. The record is from RefSeq and is a predicted model, not a curated record. NCBI's taxonomy places the organism in Eukaryota, Metazoa, Arthropoda, Insecta, Diptera, Calliphoridae.